AUGGCACCUAGACAAAGGACAGACGCGUACGUGCUCGGCGUUGGACUUACGCCGUUCAUCAAGCCCAGGCGGAUGCGAGAGUACCCAGAGCUCGGGUUCGAAGCUGGUGUUAAGGCCAUGCUUGACGCUCAGAUCAACUACGACGACGUCGAGAUGGGCGUUGCUUGCUAUUGUUACGGCGACACUACGGCAGGGCAGAGGAUAUUCUACCAAUUUGGCAUGAACGGCAUUCCCAUCUACAACACCAACAACGCCUGUGCAACGGGCAGUACAGGCUUGCAUAUGGCGAGAACGCUCGUCCGCAACGGAGCUGCAGACUGCGUGCUUGUCAUCGGCUUCGAGCAAAUGAGUGCAGGGAGCAUCAAAUCCAUCUGGAGCGAUAGACCGAGCCCGAUGGGCUUGAGCACUAAGAUGAUGGAGGACACAAGAGGAAAGUUCGACAGCCCACGGAAUGCACAGUACUUCGCGAAUGCAGGCCGGGAAUACAUGGAGAAGUAUGGCGCCCGUGCAGAAGACUUCGCCGAGAUCGCCCGCAUCAGCCAUGAACACUCCCAACGCAACCCAUACGCACAGUUCCGCCAGAACUACAGUCUUCAGGACAUCAUUAAAUCACCCAUGAUCCACGCACCCCUGACGAAGCUACAAUGUUCACCCACGUCUGACGGCGCAGGAGCGGCAGUCAUCGUGUCCCAAAGCUUCCUUGACUCGCGACCGCACCUACGCAGCCAGGCUGUCCUCAUAGCGGGCCAAGCGCUUAUGACUGACACUCCGGCUUUGUUCUCCAAGAGCGCUAUGGACCUCGUCGGCUUUGACAUGACCAAGCGAGCUGUGCAGACCGCCUACAAAGAAGCCGGCGUCAGCCCGAAGGAUGUCGGAGUUUGCGAGCUACAUGAUUGCUUUUCCGCCAACGAACUCAUCCUGCUUGAAGGCCUUGGUUUCUGUGAGCAGGGCAAGGCCCAUGAGAUGGUGCGCCGAGGCGAUAUCACGUACGGUGGCAAAGGUCCCAUCAUUAACCCAAGCGGCGGCUUGAUCUCGAAGGGUCACCCACUUGGUGCCACUGGGCUGGCGCAGUGUGCUGAGCUUUGCUGGCAGUUACGCGGAUGGGCGAACAACCGUCUAGUUGAUGCCAAAGUGGCCCUGCAACAUAACCUAGGUCUCGGAGGUGCCGUCGUGGUCAAUGUGUAUAAGCGUGCCGAUGGUCAAAGCAACCGCAAGUUGUCCGAUGAAGAGAUCAUCAAAGCCUCACAGUUCGACUACAACCCUGCGACUGAGGCCAGGCAUCCCAUCGUCCAGGACGCGGACAAGGUGCGGAGUCGGACAAACAGGAAUGAUUACGCGCUUGGUGAUACUCAGGAGAAGAUCCAGGCUAGGCUAUAG
This is a messenger RNA of Baudoinia panamericana UAMH 10762, 1377 nucleotides long. RefSeq lists its product as uncharacterized. Gene Ontology annotation, molecular function: acyltransferase activity, transferring groups other than amino-acyl groups. The transcript is spliced from 6 exons. NCBI's taxonomy places the organism in Eukaryota, Fungi, Ascomycota, Dothideomycetes, Mycosphaerellales, Teratosphaeriaceae. Bases 1 to 1377 code for a protein of 458 amino acids. The record is from RefSeq and is a predicted model, not a curated record.